Molecule: messenger RNA, 699 nt
Organism: Peronospora matthiolae
Lineage: Eukaryota; Oomycota; Peronosporomycetes; Peronosporales; Peronosporaceae
Source: the annotation of a GenBank genome assembly
AUGGGUCGAAUCUCUGGAGUCGAAUCCAGUGCAUCAUGCACUUACAACACAACGCCCAAUCAUGGUCUUGAGUUUACACGUGAAGAAGGAAGCCGUAUCUGCGGGUACACCGACGCAGACUGGGCCGACGACAUUGAGUCAAGACGAAGUACAAGCGGCUAUGUGUUCAUGAUGAGCGGAGGAUGCAUCAGCUGGAAAAGCCAGAAACAACGGACGGUCGCGCUAUCUUCAACAGAAGCAGAAUACAUGGCGCUUUCCGAAGCAACCAAAGAAGCAGUAUGGCUCAAAGUGCUUUUGGGGGAACUUGGUGAGAUGACAAGCGACGAAGCGAUCAAGAUGUAUGAAGACAACCAAGGAUCAAUCGCUCUCGCCAAGAACCCGGAGUUCCAUAAGAGAACAAAACACAUCGACAUACGCUACCAUUUUGUGCGUGAGAAGGUGGAAUCAGGUGAAGUCGUUUUGGAGUAUUGCCCGACUCAAGAUAUGCUGGCAGACAUGAUGACCAAGCCGAUCGCCGCUGUACAAUUUGAAAACAUUCGCGAUCGACUUGGGAUCCAAGGUGCCGCAGCUAACGAGUCGAGAGGGAGUGUUGAAAAGACAGCGGCUGUGAAGAAGACACCUCGUCAAGCUGCGUCAAGUGUUGAAGCAAGUGGAAGACCAAGCUUCGCUAUACCGGUGGGUACCGGUAUGUACCAGUAA